Aspergillus wentii DTO 134E9 is the source of this 4158-nucleotide messenger RNA. It is a transcript of the gene atg26, whose product is annotated as UDP-glucose:sterol glycosyltransferase. The transcript has 3 exons. Gene Ontology annotation, biological process: carbohydrate metabolic process. Gene Ontology annotation, molecular function: UDP-glycosyltransferase activity; hexosyltransferase activity. The record is from RefSeq and is a predicted model, not a curated record. Lineage: Eukaryota; Fungi; Ascomycota; Eurotiomycetes; Eurotiales; Aspergillaceae. The coding region runs from base 1 to 4158 and encodes 1385 amino acids.
AUGCGACCCCUUAUAGACGAUGCAAAACGGCGGGUGGAUCGUAGACUCAGCUCAAGCAGAAAGUCGAUGACCACCAGCCGCAUGCUUCCCAAUACCCUGCCUGAGCGACUCAAGGACGACCACGAUGACGAUCAGGUUGAUUUCAGUGCCCCGCCCGGCGGUGUUGGGCCUCGAGAUGGCCAUUUCCAGUACAUGCAACAGUCGAUAUUCUCUAUGAUUGCAGCAGUUGGCUCCAGAUCCGACUUCCACGCGCGCUUUGACGAAUCGAGUGAGAGUGAUGGAGAAACAGAGGAUAAUACACAAAGAGAAUCAUCAAAGGGGGGUAAGGGGUCUGCGCGAGCGGAGAAGAAAUUGGAAAGCAGCUCGGAAGAACGAGGCCGUCGUCAUCAUCGGACCAUAUCAGAUCACAAGUUCCUGCGGCCGCUCCCAAAAUUUGGCUUCAAGAAUGGUCAAGGUGCUAAGUCGACCAUCCAGACGAGACCAUCGGCAAACGAUGAAUUACUGCAGGCCACUCCUUCCAGACGGCCUCGAAGUCUGACACCCCGGGCAGCUCCCGUGCUCAGUCGAAUGGUUGAAGCGCGUGCUCAGUUUGAUACUAAGGAAACUCCAAAAGAGGAUUCUUCACCUUCGACAGAAGAAGAGAGUACCGACAAGGAAUCCCAACAAGAAUCCGCACCAGCCCUUUCAACUAGACUGAUGGAAAUGUUUGGCUUUGACAAGCCGGAGAAGGUCCUCGUCGAAUACGCUUGCUCCCUACUACAGAGUAUGCUUUUGCAGGGCUAUAUGUAUAUCACGGAGGGGCAUAUCUGCUUCUACGCCUAUCUUCCCAAGAAGUCCACUGUGGCUAUCAAGUCUGGGUAUCUCCACAAACGUGGUCGAAAGAACCCAAAGUACAACCGCUAUUGGUUCUCGCUGAAAGGUGAUGUUCUUUCUUACUAUGCGGAUCAAUCGAACCUAUACUUUCCCAGCGGCCAUGUCGAUCUGCGGUACGGGAUAUCUGCGUCACUAGCCGAGCAAAAGGACAAAACCAAAGAAGUUCGAGACUUUCAAGUCACCACGGAUCAGCGGACAUACCUUUUUCGAGCGGAUAGCUCUGCGAGCGCAAAAGAAUGGGUUAAGGCUUUACAAAAGGUUAUCUUUCGAACUCACAAUGAGGGUGACAGCGUCAAGAUAUCCUUCCCCAUCGAUAAUAUAAUAGACAUAGAGGAAAGUCCUAUGGUUGAUUUUUCAGAAACAUUCAAGAUUCGCGUGAUGGAGAGUGGCGAGACCUUUGCGAUUGACGAGUACUUCUUCUCAUUCUUUAACUCUGGUCAAGACGCCUUCAACUUCUUGAAAGGCCUCAUCAACGAUAUGCCUACACAGCGCUCUUCCCAGACUUUAUCUUCUAAGCCAGAUACGGCUCACUCUGGUCGCACUCGAGACGCACGGAAUAGGUGGUCAAUCACCAGUGGCCUGAGUCGACUUCGAGACAGUGAAACCAGUACCAAUCGAAGGAGAAGCGCCAGUGCAAGCAACCUGAGCCUUGGACACGACAUGAUUCGCAAAUCCCCACCUCCAAGGCAUCAGGACUCGGAUUCAUUUGUAAACUCUCUUGAGCAAGGAACCGAGUCCUCGGCUGCAUGGCAGUCGAUGACAGAAACUACCGAAUCUGCUAGCCAAAUCCUAAACCGAAGCGAUGUAUUUCAGUCCCCCACCAUUCAUACUUUGCGAAGGCGACCUUCUGAAAGUGAGGGCACUGGCCGCCGAUAUUCGGAUGAUACAGCUCGGUCUAUGACGACUAGGGAUAUCGUGAAAAAUGGCCAACAAGAUACAGAGUACCCCAUCAGCGAGUCUGAUCAUGAUGCCCAAGACAGUUCCAAAGUCUACUCGUCUGGACCGACCCUGAAUGAGAUUGUUAAAGCGGGCGCCUAUCCUCUCCAGCGUGCCGCUGGCCUCGCAGGAUAUCUGACGAGCCGAUCGAGAAAGAUGAGCAGCCUUCUGGCAACUGAGUCAAUGGGUUAUAUUGAAAAGGUCUCUGGAAUGUGGGCUGGUGGCCGAAGGCAUUACGGGGAGACCGAAGGUAUACUGUCAGAGGAUCAGGACGUUGACCCUGAAGACAAAGAAGAUGGCUGCAAUUAUGGCGAUCGUUUCCGCGCUCACUUUGCCUUGCCACCUACGGAGAAACUUCAGGCUACCUAUUACGCACACUUGCAUCGUGUGCUUCCGCUUUACGGAAAGAUCUAUGUCAGUCAACGAAAACUGUGUUUCCGCAGUCUCAUCCCAGGGACUCGUACAAAGAUGAUUCUCCCACUCAAGGACAUUGAAAAUGUGGACAAAGAAAAAGGCUUCAGGUUUGGCUACCAUGGACUCGUUGUCAUAAUCCGGGGCCACGAGGAGUUGUUCUUCGAGUUCAAUAUGUCUGAUGCCCGAGAUGAUUGUGCCGUUACACUGCACCAAAACCUCGAAUCCAUGAAGUUUCUGGUCGAAUCUGGCAUGCUCACGGAACAAGGGAAAGAUGACUCCGAAGCAGCUCAAGCAGAGCACCGCAUGCUGCAGGAAGCCCGACAGGGUGACGAGAACGAUACAGAACUUAACGAGUCGUCUGAGAUCCACCCUAUUUUCGAUGAUCCUCGCGCUUCAAUUAUCAACUUCAAACCCACGGAGUCAAUGAGGAUUACCUGUCUUACAAUCGGUUCUCGAGGAGAUGUGCAGCCGUACAUUGCUCUAUGCAAGGGACUGAUUGCAGAAGGCCAUAGACCCAAAAUCGCCACACACGCAGAGUUUGGGCCUUGGGUGAGAAAGCACGGUAUUGAUUUCGCACCGGUGGAUGGUGAUCCUGCAGAACUGAUGCGGAUCUGCGUGGAAAAUGGGAUGUUCACAUACUCCUUCCUCAAGGAAGCAUCUCUGAAAUUUCGAGGCUGGAUCGACGAUCUUUUGUCCUCUGCAUGGCGAAGCUGCCAGGACAGCGAUCUUUUGAUUGAAUCUCCCAGUGCAAUGGCGGGCAUUCACAUCGCCGAGGCACUCAGAAUCCCCUACUUCCGUGGCUUCACAAUGCCAUGGUCAAGAACGCGGGCAUACCCCCAUGCUUUUGCCGUUCCAGAGCAUAAAAUGGGUGGUGCCUAUAACUACAUCACAUACGUUAUGUUUGACAAUGUCUUCUGGAAGGCAAUUGCAGGGCAAGUAAACCGAUGGAGAAAGAAUGAACUUGGAUUGAAGGCGACCACGUUGGAUAAGAUGCAACCGAAUAAGGUUCCAUUCUUGUACAACUAUUCACCAUCAGUGGUUCCCCCGCCCCUAGACUACCCGGACUGGAUCCGGAUUACUGGCUACUGGUUCCUCAGUGAGGGAUCGGAUUGGACACCCCCAGCAGAGCUGGCCAACUUUAUCAAGCGUGCUCGAGAGGAUGGGAAGAAGAUCGUGUACAUUGGAUUUGGUUCUAUCGUUGUGUCAGACCCAUCCGCUUUGACAAGGACAGUAGUGGAGUCUGUCCAGAAAGCCGACGUUCGCUGUAUUCUCUCCAAAGGCUGGUCGGAUCGUCUUGGUGAUCCCGCCAGUACUAAGACGGAGAUUCCGUUACCACCUGAAAUCAUUCAGAUUCAAUCUGCGCCGCACGACUGGUUGUUCUCUCAAAUCGACGCUGCAGCCCACCAUGGGGGAGCUGGAACCACCGGAGCAAGCUUACGUGCAGGGGUACCAACCAUCAUCAAGCCUUUCUUCGGUGACCAGUUCUUCUUUGGAACUCGGGUUGAAGAUUUGGGGGUAGGGAUUUGCAUGAAAAAGCUCAACGUGAGCGUAUUCUCGCGGGCACUCUGGGAGGCUACUCAUAGCCAACGAAUGAUCACGAAGGCCCAUGAGCUGGGCGAACAGAUCCGGAAUGAAGAUGGUGUGGGAACUGCAAUCCAGGCGAUUUACCGUGACCUUGAAUAUGCCAAAACGCUCGCCCGACAGCGUUCGAUUGCCUCUUCAACGCCAUUCUCACCGACACCCUCGGCCAAAGUUUCCGGUGGCCAAGAGCCCGAUGAUGACGAUAUUGAGGAGUGGACCUUUGUGGGUGACGAUACCGAUAUUGACAUUUCCAAGCGUGUGCGAAGCAGAGCGGUAUCUGAAGUUGAUAUGAUACCUGAUCGAAAGUCUGGUUCUCCCGAAUCUGGGCUAGGGAUUGAAUCGGUUCGCCGUUAG